AUGCCGCUUAUCAUUCAAAGAAAAUCAUCUAAGUUCACACUGAAAAAAAGAUACAUAACCUUACUGUGCAUCAUCAUUAGCUUUUCUAUUAUGCUAUAUAGAGCUUACUAUGUUGUCUACCAUUUCAGGGCACUGAGAUUGGGGAAGUUGGCAUUGGAACAAGUAAAUAUCAUAAAAAAGCCAGAGAAUAAUGUUAAGAACAAGACUGGUGGGCCGUUGUACAUUGAAGUUACUAUGAAUGUUUCCAAAUGCACCUGUCCAGUUUUCCUUGAAAUGUCAGAUAUAAAUGGUGCUUUGUUCUUAGAUGAAAAAAGCUAUGACAGCUCGGCAGAAUCUCUAAGGAUAGCAAUAAGCAAUAUUAAGUUUGAUAAACAAAAGCCCUUCAUUUUUAAAGCUGUCCUUGAAUUCACAAACGUAAGCUUCAACACUCCCAUUUUGGAUCUUUAUUCUCUUGAUUUUUCAAUUGAGGUUAGUUUUUUGAUCAGGGCUAGAUUCUGCUUCCUUCCCCUUUGCUUUCCAAAGAUACUUAGAAGAAAGAAAUCUGAAUUGUUAAUAAAGGGCGGAGAUUCUGUAAAUCCUUCUUUUUUGUCUAUGCGUCUGCAUAAACUAAAUGAUAUUCCGUGCAUUCAAUUAGGCAUAAAAAAGAAGUUUUUUUCAAUUCUAAAUUCAGAUUCUAAGUUCACUUUUAAUGUAGGAUGUAUAAAACUUUCAUUCGAUGGAAUAGCCAGCUUCUCAAUCCUUGUUACUUCAUUUUCAACCGAGGAUUAUCUAAUAAAAAACGACACACGGGUAGUGUCUUCCUUUGAAUAUCUGACAAACAUUAUUCCAGGUGAGCAGCUCUCUAAUACCGAGGAUCCAGAUGAUUCCAUUGUAUUUUAUUUUAUCAAUAUUCCUCUUUAUAACUUUGGAAACUUUAUGGACAUACCACAGUUACUCAAAAAGCUAAAUAAUACGAGAGGAAAGAAAUUAUUGCGGCUCAGUGCUGUUUCAGUUCUUAUGGGCGGGCCAGAUGUGCCUGAUUUAUUUUUAAGUGACACUGUAAAAAGAUACGAAAGAGUAGGUUUCGAUGUAGAUGACAAUCUGUCAAGUAAGACUAUUAAAUAUGCAAAGAUUGAUGAGCAAGUAGUAGAAGGGUGCAUACUAAAGGAUUUAAACAAAAUUCCGAAAGACCAACCAUUGUUUAUAGAAGGAUGGAGGCCUAGUAAGCUGUUUAUAUUCAGUGUACCUUCUGAAAAAACUGCAAAUACAAGCAAGACGUCAGAAAAGAAUCAAUUAAAUGAAAUGACAGUCAAUGAUGAUGUAUCCCAAAGCGCCCUUCAUUGUUUAAAAUUAUGGAUUCGUGAUUGGACCAUUCAUUCUGACAAAUUUUCAUUUAAUACUGCAUUAAACAAGGAUCAUCCCAUAUAUGCACUAUUUGAGCGUCUAUUUUCUGAAGAGCAUUGGUUUGUUGAUUUUUUCAAUAUUGAAAGUUCCGUUAAAUUAACUGUAAACUUGAAUGGCAUCAAAUAUUUGGAAAUUUCAAUUUCCUUCCCCAAGCAUAAGCAAACAAGCUUAGCAUUUGAAGAUGACAAGCAAUCAGUCUUGGAUGAAGUAUUGUCAGAACAGAACAUCAUCUUUGAUGAUGUUCUGCUGAUUUCUGUAAAGAUUCUACAAAAAUUUAUCCUCAAAAAAGAUGAUAUUAAAAGUCUGAAAAUAGUGCCUUCUGAAAUACUCGUAGGCGAGCAUAGAAUCAUUCCCCCUGAUCUUUUCUACAUUUCAAUAGACUAUCCCCACUCAAUUAACAUUGCCAGUCUUAGUGGUGAUGUAUUUCCUAUUUAUUUAUUUAAGAAAAACUCCCAACACUCAAUAAUCUUUGAUCAUUUGCUUUCUAAUUAUUUAAAUAGCAACUUUAUACAGAUUGAUUCAACACUUGACUUGUCUACGUAUGGGUUUCUUGAGGGAACUCAAAAGGAAACUAAAUCAAUCAAGAAACUCGCUGAUGGGGCUGAGGAAUCAUUUAUUAGAGUAGAUCUUCCCAGGUUUACCUUUUCAGUUACUAAUUCGUUUAUGAAGCUAAGGGCCAAUGUUUUACCCACGACUAUUGAGUAUUCUCUGUCUCUGCCUGAUCCACCUCGAAAGCUGCCUCACUGUAGGGGGGUAGUCAACAUAGUGUCAGCUCUGAUAUUCCAGAAAACCUGGGAUAGAUCGAAAGUAUUCAUCGAUGCAUUCAAUUCAGAGACAAUAAGCGUGACACUAGCCAGUCGGAUGUUUUGCUUUGACUUCUCAAUCAACGAAUUAUGUUGUGGCAAUGAUAGUACUAAUAGCUCAAAUGCUUCCUCAUUCUCUAAUGACAUCCAUAACGAUAAGUCAGAUGAUAAUGCUAGCGAUGACAACAAAAGAAGGCCGUUUUUUAGGGUUUUUCCUAUUGAAAUUGCCUACGAUCAAGACAAACCCUUAGAAAACCUAUCGCAUAUAAAAUUCUCUAUUUUCCACACUUGUUUUGAUGACAAGUAUCUUCUUGAAGACUACAUGAAAAUAAGGGACACUGAAGUGUAUUCAAAGCACGGACUGUACUCAUACUUUGACCAGUCUAAAAUACUCUUUUCAAAAUUGAAAUCCGAAAUUAAUAGUCCAUUUUAUAUUAAAAAUAUACUAAGAGCAAAAAAGGGAACAUUUAUUGGAUUUGUGAGGGGAAUCCCCCUUUUUUCUCUUGAAGCAUUUGAUAAAGCCGCGGUUUUGGUUCUAACAACUAAGAAUGUGUUUCUCUACUUGACAGACAUCGUAAAGAUAUAUUUUAAGCUUAUUUCUCCCAUUCAGAUUAGAGAGUAUUUAAAGAAUCCUGAAGACUGGAUUGGAAAGCAUCCUUUACACUUUCUAGCUGAUUUUAUAUUGGAAGCUAUUUGCAGAGAUGGUUACGAUGUGACCAAGUCGAUGCUAGCAUAUAGACAAAGAGCCGGGAAUAUUUACGUGUCAGCAGAUGUGGACAUUAAGAAAAGUAAGAGUGAAAAUACCAAUCACUCUAUCUUCAAUAACAGUAGCACGCUUAUUAAUAAAGAUGAAGAGAUGGUUGUCUAUCUUAGGAUUGCUAUUCCCAAGGUGUUGGUGAAAAAAAUCAAUUGUGUCAAAUUCAAUCUUUAUGGUACACUUCUUUUUGAGUCAAUCAAUGAGCAAGAUUCUCCUUUUACAAUUCAAGUUGACCUAAAAUCUGAAAGGCUGGACUAUGUCCUUGAGCUAAACUCAACGAUAAAUCUUCUGGCUUUUAAAAAUAAGGUACAGUCUGGGGCUACAUUCAACUCUAAAUCAAUUGGUAUGUAUCGAUCUUCUCUUCAGGAGCUGUGCAGCCUAUUUACUGAAUUUAUAUAUUCCUUUAAAUCCUCCAUUUCCAAUGAAUAUACUUAUGAAAUUAACUACGUCAGUGAGGAGAUGAAGAAGGCAUUUUGUUCCGAUUCAGAACUAUGCGUUGACUCCUUCUAUGUCAUUGAUACAACAAUGGCAAGGAAGGCUAGCCUUAUUCAAACUACAAACUCCUCUGUCUACCUUCCUCCUAUCAUUGAUAUCAGUGUUUGUACUAUUGAAGGAACUGAGAAUAGCAUAAAAGUACACACAAGUUUAGGACUAGAUCUACUUGUAAAUCUUAUUGGAGAACACCUCCAUGCUAUAUUCUCCUCUCUUCCCAUUGAUGUAUGGCCCGAUUCUAUUAUCCUUAAUGUUGAUUUUCAUAAUUUUUUUACCUACAAGUGCUUGUCAGAAAGAAAUGGCAUUGUCUCCACCAUUUUCUAUUUAAAAUUUCUACUAUUGAAAAAUAGAAUAAUCUCUUUGAAAAUCCCCAUCAACUCGCCUUCAAAAACGUUUAUUAAUGGAUAUGGAGAUUUAAGCUUAAAAUCAAACCCCAUAUACGAUGAAAACUAUAGUGACUCAAGUAAUAAUGAUUAUGACGACAGUGAGUUUGCCAAUGAUUUUGUCCCUGUGUACUUUUACUCCCCAAAUAAUCGCCCUGGAAUAUUAGAAAGACUGCUCAUCCGUUGUAAGGAUUAUUUCUGCGGUGCUAAGUAUAAAAAUAUUGUAAACUUCACCCCCGAUCAAAUCAAUACGUCAUUUAAACUCCCUCCUCAAAUUCUAAAUCAGUACACUUCUUAUCGAAAUAGAAUGUUCUCUUUAAAGAAUGCAAAUAAUUUGGAUUUGGUUUUUGAAAUGGGUUCAGAUGACUUUAGUCAGAUUAUCAUGAAUCUUGUAUCAGAUUCGGAUGCUUGCAUUACCCACAGCUUUACUGAGCCUUUCAAUUCGUGUAUGUUUGACUUUACAGAACAUACUCCAUCCUCUGACAAACCCAUCAAGCCCUUCUUUAUUUUCAAUAUGAAUUCUCGGAAUUUAUUAUUACUCAGUGUAAGAAUACCUUUUACUGUUAGAUUUAUUGACGAAUCUGCCUAUUUGAUUGGGUAUGCCAAUAGCUUUAUUAGAUUCGUUAUCAUGCUAAAAGGAUGCUUUAUGGACUCUUAUAUGGCCUCAAGAGGGUACUAUCUGAGUAUUCCCAUCUUCUUUCCCACGAUAGACAGCAUAGUUGAUCACUUACUACCCGUUAAGAGUGUCGAAUACAAAGAAUACCAUAGUUGCAGAUCUAGCGGGGGAUACUUCAAAUGCUUUGGAAAUGUAAAGCAACAAGUGAAAAUGUUCAUAUUCUUCAGGAACGCUGUUAUAUGCCAAAAUCUCAAUGUUCAGGCUACCCCAUUUAGUUACAACUUCGUGCGUCUUAUUGACUGGCUUUAUUAUAUAUUUUCCAAUAUUACUACUUCCAAGGUAAACGUUUUCACAGGACAUGUUGCGGUUAUUGAAUUUAGAUUUCCUGUCGACUCUGAUUUCCUGAAAGGCUAUGGUGCAUACGCUAUAGAUUCUGACAGAUUGAUAAAACUAUGUUUAUCACUUUCAGAGUCUCACUCCGGAACUUUGACAGGUUGA
Messenger RNA from Vittaforma corneae ATCC 50505, 4932 nucleotides. RefSeq lists its product as uncharacterized. Lineage: Eukaryota; Fungi; Microsporidia; Nosematidae. The record is from RefSeq and is a predicted model, not a curated record. The transcript has a single exon. The coding region runs from base 1 to 4932 and encodes 1643 amino acids.